Molecule: messenger RNA, 761 nt
Organism: Vespula vulgaris
Lineage: Eukaryota; Metazoa; Arthropoda; Insecta; Hymenoptera; Vespidae
Gene: IFT43
Product: intraflagellar transport protein 43 homolog
Exons: 6
Coding region: 94-687 (197 amino acids)
Biological process (GO): intraciliary retrograde transport
Cellular component (GO): intraciliary transport particle A; cilium
Source: RefSeq, a predicted model, not a curated record
CGACGCUAUCAAUUGUCAUGGUUACCACUUGCAAACACAAAACCAACACUGUCUCUUUAAUCCUACUAAAGAUAAAUAAAUCGUAUUUUGACGAUGGAUUGGGCUUCGGAUUUAGAAAUUACAUCGAAGAAGCUUAUUCCUAGACUGGGCAGAAGAGCAGGCCAAAAUAUUACGCAGGAAGACUCAAAAUCGGACGAGGAUUUGUUAAACAGUCCUACGUCAUUAUCCUCAGGACGCUCAACGCAGCCACCUGUGGCGCCACCUCGUACCAGAAAAACUGGUUGGGGUGACGAUUUGAAAAGUGGCAAGACAAAAGCUUCUUCUAACAUCAUCGAACAAUUAUUCCUUAGGGACCGAUUUCGAUCAAUGGGAAAAGAGAAUCAAGAAGAUGAUAUUCCCGUGAUUCCGGAUUUAGAUGAAAUUCAAGAGGACAAUGUUCUUUCAGAUCUUUCUAAUGCACCUGUGAUUGACACGAACAGAGUCACGGCUUAUAAAGAGUUGGAUACGGAUUUAAUUAAAAACGAAGCAUUUACAUCGUUAGAUGGGAUCAGUCUUUUCCCUCUUACAGAAAAAUUGUAUAAUGAAAAUAUAGUGAAGGAACCCGACGAAGCUUGGAAUUGGAAUCUUCUGUUCACGCAAGUCGCAUCGGAGAUAAAUAACGAGAUCCAGAAAAAAUUAAAUGUUUAAAUACAAAUAUGUAAACAUAAUUGUAUAAAUUAUUUUUUAUACAUGAAAUAUAAUAAAAUUUGUUUCUUACUAUA